Messenger RNA from Trichosporon asahii var. asahii CBS 2479, 303 nucleotides. RefSeq lists its product as uncharacterized. The record is from RefSeq and is a predicted model, not a curated record. The coding region runs from base 1 to 303 and encodes 100 amino acids. NCBI's taxonomy places the organism in Eukaryota, Fungi, Basidiomycota, Tremellomycetes, Trichosporonales, Trichosporonaceae. The transcript has 2 exons.
AUGGAUGCGCAAGUCAGCCUCGGCACGGGGUAUGGUGGCUUCCCCGGGCGCUCAGUCGCCAAUCCUGACUGCACCCUCUCGCCCAGAGUUCGUCCCCUGGCCGAGAUCGCCGAAGGUGCCCUCCGGGACCUCGAGCCCGCUCUGGCAACGCUCCAAAUAAUCAAGGAACGAUUGGAGAAGAACAGGACGAUCGUUCAGACGGCCGUGCAUCAACACCAGGCACUCGCCUUCUCCCGAGUGAUCGAGGACGAGCCGCCUGGCAUCAGAGGCCUACAAGAUCACGGCUCACCCGUCGAUCUUUGA